Effrenium voratum is the source of this 3063-nucleotide messenger RNA. NCBI's taxonomy places the organism in Eukaryota, Dinophyceae, Suessiales, Symbiodiniaceae. The record is from the annotation of a GenBank genome assembly.
AUGACGGCGGGCUCUCCCGAGGAGAACACUGCACGACUUGUGCUGAACGGCCUUGAGGCGAACGCAGCGUCUCCGACGUCCAAAGAUGACACAAAGUCUAUGAUGUCGCCGCCUCCUGGCUACAAAAUGCGGAGGCAAUUCCUGGCCUUCGUCGCCAUCCUCGCCUACGUGAUGUCUGGCCUCACCAUUGUCGUGGUCAACAAAUGUAUCGUGCGAGAUAGCGGCCUGCAUGCCCCUGCUUUGGUGUCGUCUAUGGGUGCCCUCUUCACCGCUGCUAUGACUCGCUUCCUCGUCUUUAUUGGCAAGGUGGAGGUGAGGGACAUUGACUUGACUCCGUUGGAAUUCGCCAUUUGGCGUGCCUUUCCCGUGGGCGUGCUGGCUGCUGGCAGCCUCUGUUUCGGCAACAUGUCCUACAUCUACCUAGACGCCGGCUUCAUUCAGAUGCUAAAGGCGGGUACCCCGGCCUUGCUGCUCUUUGUGCUCUCCAUGUUCAAGAUCGAGAAAAUCUCCCCGCUGGGGGCCGCCCUGUCGCUGACCAUGGUCGGCGGCAGCGCCCUGGCGACGCUGCAGCAGCCCAACAUCAACACCCUGGGUCUCAUCAUCCAGGGGGCUUCACAGGCCUGCGAGGUGCUGCAGUGCACGGCGGUGCAGUUCUUCCUGCAGAAGCUGGGCUUUGAGGCCUGGGAUGCAGGAUACUAUUUGGCCCCGGCGGUGGCUGCGUGUUGUUUGCUGACCUCUCUGGUGCUGGAGUGGCCACAGCUCAUCCAAGAUCAGCAGGUCUGGCUGCUGUUCAAUCAGAUGCCGCUGCUGCUCGCUUCGGGGGCAAUCGGUAUUGUGGUGAACCUUUCCUCUUUGCUGGUCAUCAAGUACACCUCCAGCCUGUUGGCCAAGCUCCUGGUGAUCGUCCGGUGCAGCGCGCUGGUCCUGUUCUUCAUGGCCAUGGGCGAGGAGUUCACCUGGCUCCAGGUGGUGGGCUACAUCGUGACCAUCAUAGCCUUCACCGGGUACUCCACCCUCAAGGCCACUGAAAUGGAUGAGAAGGAGGAUGAAGAGUUUCUGAAGAUCGCCAACCUCGAGGAGGGCGGCCGGGAGCUGCUCAUGCAGGAAGAGGAUCGGACGCCGACGACCCCCAUGCAGAAGGUGAUCGCUACGGAUUUGACGUCCUUCUUUUUCUGGUUUGCCCUGCUCAUUGUGGUGGUCGGCGGCUACCAGGCCUACGUGCUCGGCGAGAUCGAGCGCAACGGGUACUUGGCCAGCACCUCCGAGCUGGCGCUGGCGGCCUCCGACGGGGUGCCUCCGGCGCCGUACCUGCAAGUGGAGGCAGCGGCGCAGGAGGGGCACCUGGCGCCGCUGCCCUCGGUGCAGUCGUCCGCCAAGGUGCUGUUUCUGAAGGAUGGGCGCUUCCUGCUCCACUCUCGGGAUGCGGCGUGGAUGGCGAGGCGCUCGGAGGAGGACUAUUUGUCCUCCGCCUGGCUGGUGGUGUCGAGCCAGUUCGGCACCGUGCAGCUCAAGGCCCUGGACGGGCACUCGGCACGUGGCAGCUGGCUGAGCUGCCACUUCAAGCUGUCCAGCAGCAUGAGCGAGGCGUGCAGCUUCUGGAUGACGCCGAAGGACUUCGAGAGCUGGGCACAGGAUGGUGACCACCAGGAGUUCAUUCUCAGGGGCAGCCAGAGCGGCGCCAACAGCUCCGUGGCGGUGCGAAGCUCCCACCUGGAGUGGGACAAGGAGCCCACCAGCUUCUUCGUGGCGGAUUGGGUGCCCGAGUCCUGCGCUCUGCGGCCCAUGCCGGCCACGGCGGCACGCUACGACGCGCAGAAGGAGGUCACCGUCACGAUGACCACGCGCUUGCACAACUAUGCACGGAACAUCAAGUUCCGGCAGGCGUUUAGCUCGGCGCUGGCGCAUUUGAAGGAGGGGGAUUUCUAUGUCCGGGAGUAUUUGGUUGUGGACGAGUGGUUUCAGGGCAGGUCUCUGGCCAUGAACGGCACCCUGGCUGGGCCCACGGUGCGGGAGUCUCGCCACGAGAUGCUGAGCUUCUUCCCUGGCUGCCGGGGCCUCAGGCCGGCGGGGCAACGCUGCACCUUCGUUUUCAAGUCCGCGGAGGAGCAGGGGAAGGCGCGGUCCUUGAACAUCCUGCUGGACCUUAUGGUUACCAAGUAUUGGCUGCAUUUGGACAUCGACACGGUCUUCCACCAGGAUUUCUACAUGUCGCGUCUACUGCAGCCGAUCUAUGACCAGAAGGAGCGCUGCGCUGCGGCCAUCGCGGCGGCGCAGACCAGCACAGAGACGAGCACGUCCACAAGGACGACAAGAACGACCACUCUGCCUGUCACUACCAUUGCUCCUUACACGACCAGCUCGCAGCCGGCUCCGGCAGCCGUUCCGGAGGACGCGACUGCGUGGGCGUCGGAUGGCUACGACCAGGCCUAUCCCGAGGAUGAAACGCGCUACGACUACGCGCCUGAAGGCGUUGAAAGCUUCGAUGCCGAGAGACGUCGAGAUGAUCUCGAGAGCCGAAGCGAAGGCCGGGAUCGCUGGGAGCCGGAGACGGAGGGCCUGGACUCUCGCUAUGAGAGGCCCUGGAGCCGACCAGAGUAUGAGGAGUAUGACGACCGAUCAUGGCGAGAGAGCCGACGGCUGGAUGUGCAUGAGCUGAGGGCUUGCCAGGCCGUGGCCGGCGUUUCGCUCACCUCCAGCGGCGCGCGGCUGGGGCGCCAUAGUCAGCCCUACACAGUCCAGAGGUAUAGAGUCCCGAAGGUCCUGUUCAACGACACGUACGUGAAGGAGCUUCUUGAUUCUGGCCUGGAGGAGGACUCUGGCCGCGAGUGGGGCAUUUUCGAGGCCAGGGCCGCGCGGUGGCCCCUUUUUGCUUUGAGGCCGAGCCUUUUGGACCUCACCUACGUGCGGUCCUUGGAGGCCCCGAAGAUCUACGCAGGGAAGGCGGCGCGGUUUGCUGAGGGCGGGAGUGGCCACAAGGACUUCCGCCGCCGGGCGCUGGAAUUCGCGGUGCGCUGGGCUCGCGCCGGCGGGACUUAUGCGUCGUUGACGCCUGGUCUUUGUUGA